Molecule: messenger RNA, 1762 nt
Organism: Notechis scutatus (mainland tiger snake)
Lineage: Eukaryota; Metazoa; Chordata; Lepidosauria; Squamata; Elapidae
Source: RefSeq, a predicted model, not a curated record
UUCUGGACAGAAAGCAGCCGCAGCUAUGGAAGAAGAGCUGAAAUGCCCCGUCUGCGGGUCUCUCUUCCGCGAGCCCAUCAUCUUGCCCUGCUCGCACAAUGUCUGCCUGCCCUGCGCCCGCACCAUCGCUGUGCAAACGCCGGAGUCCGAGCAGCAUCUGCCCGCCAUGCUGCACCCUCGGGGCCCCGCGGCAGCGGCGAUGCCAGGCGCUGGAGCUCCAAGCGGGCCGGCUUCUCUGGACUACGAGUGCGGCGCCGGCGGAAGCAGCGGGACCGUUGGCGGAGACCAUGCAGACAAGGUGAGCUUGCACAGCGAGACGGACAGCGGCUACGGCUCCUACACCCCGAGCCUGAAAUCUCCUAACGGGGUGCGAGUGUUGCCCUUGGUACCUCCGCCUCCGGGAUUAUCGGCCGCGGCGGCUUUGGCGGGGGCCCGCGGGAGCGGAACCAGCUCCUCGCUCACCUGCCCGCAAUGCCAUCGCAGCGCUUCCCUGGAUCCUCGCGGCCUGCGCGGCUUCCAGCGCAACCGCCUCUUGGAGGCCAUCGUGCACCGCUACCAACAGAGCCGGGCCGCCGCUUCGGCUACGGCCAAAUGCCAACUGUGCGACCGCAGCCCUCCGGAGCCGGCCGCCGUGCUGUGCGAACAGUGCGAGGUGCUCUACUGCUCGGCUUGCCAGGUCAAAUGUCACCCGUCCCGCGGGCCUUUCGCCAAGCACCGCUUGGUUCCUCCCCCCAGCCAGCAGCAGAGCGCCCCUACCGGCGCGGGCGGGGCGUGCGGUGGCGGCGGCAGCAAAGGCCCGGGCCCUGCCCGCAAGUCCCCAACGUGCGCGGAUCAUGAGCUGGAGAACUACAGCAUGUACUGUGUGACCUGCCGGACCCCCGUCUGCUAUCAAUGUCUGGAAGAAGGCAAACACUCCAAGCAUGAUGUGAAAGCCCUGGGAGCCAUGUGGAAACAGCACAAGGCACAACUGUCCCAGGCUUUGAAUGGCAUUUCAGACAAAGCAAAGGAGGCAAAAGAAUUUUUGGUGCAGCUGAAAAAUAUUUUACAGCAGAUACAGGAAAAUGGCUUGGACUAUGAAGCUUGUCUGGUUGCUCAGUGUGAUGCUUUAGUUGAUGCUUUGACUCGCCAGAAGGCCAAACUGCUCACAAAAGUUACCAAAGAGCGUGAGCACAAGCUAAAGGUUGUAUGGGACCAGAUAAACCACUGCACUCUGAAACUGCGACAGUCAACAGGACUUAUGGAAUAUUGUCUAGAAGUCAUCAAAGAAAAUGAUCCUUCUGGUUUCUUACAGAUUUCAGAUGCAUUAAUCAAACGUGUUCAAGUAUCUCAGGAGCAGUGGGUCAAAGGAGCCCUGGAACCCAAAGUAUCUGCUGAAUUCGAUCUGACAUUGGAUAGUGAACCGUUGCUGCAGUCAAUCCAUCAGCUGGACUUCAUUCAGAUGAAAUUUCCUCUUUCAGUACCCCCAGUGCCACUCCUGCAGCUGGAGAAGUGUUGCACUCGGAACAACAGUGUGACACUUGCCUGGCGUAUGCCACCCUUUAGUCACAAUCCAGUGGAGGGAUACAUCUUGGAGCUCGAUGAUGGAGAUGGUGGCCAGUUUCGAGAAGUAUAUGUGGGCAAGGAAACCUUGUGUACAAUUGAUGGUCUUCAUUUCAACAGUACCUACAAUGCAAGAGUGAAAGCCUUUAAUUCAUCUGGGGUAGGCCCUUAUAGCAAGACGGUUGUUUUACAAACUUCUGAUGGUGAGUCUUUGAAAAAAUAA